AUGAGUCGAUCAGGUCAGCCUCCGGAUCUCAAGAAGUACAUGGACAAGAAACUUCAAAUUAAGCUCAAUGCCAACCGAAUGGUAGUUGGAAUUCUUCGUGGGUUUGACCAAUUCAUGAACCUUGUUGUGGAUAACACUGUUGAAGUGAAUGGUAAUGACAAAACUGACAUUGGGAUGGUGGUGAUAAGAGGAAACAGCAUUGUUACCGUGGAAGCUCUUGAACCAGUUGGAAGAUCUUAG
Messenger RNA from Arabis nemorensis, 240 nucleotides. The record is from the annotation of a GenBank genome assembly. Lineage: Eukaryota; Viridiplantae; Streptophyta; Magnoliopsida; Brassicales; Brassicaceae.